Molecule: messenger RNA, 1335 nt
Organism: Dromiciops gliroides (monito del monte)
Lineage: Eukaryota; Metazoa; Chordata; Mammalia; Microbiotheria; Microbiotheriidae
Gene: ATP6V1C2
Product: ATPase H+ transporting V1 subunit C2
Exons: 13
Coding region: 1-1284 (427 amino acids)
Biological process (GO): proton transmembrane transport
Cellular component (GO): vacuolar proton-transporting V-type ATPase, V1 domain; lysosomal membrane
Molecular function (GO): proton-transporting ATPase activity, rotational mechanism
Source: RefSeq, a predicted model, not a curated record
AUGUCGUCGGAAUUUUGGCUAAUUUCUGCCCCUGGAGAUAAGGAGAAUUUGCAGGCUCUGGAACGGAUGAACACAGUAACCUCCAAGUCUAAUCUGUCCCACAACACAAAAUUUGCCAUUCCUGAUUUCAAGGUGGGGACCUUGGAUUCUCUUGUUGGUCUCUCAGAUGAGUUGGGGAAACUUGAUAUCUUCGCUGAAAGCCUUAUAAAGAAGAUGGCUCAAAGUGUAGUAGAAGUUAUGGAAGAUGCAAAGGGAAGAGUUCAUGAGAACCUGUUGGCCAAUGGAGUUGACUUAACUUCUUUUGUGACCCGCUUUGAAUGGGACAUGGCCAAGUAUCCUGCCAAGCAACCUCUUGUGGUCAUCGUGGACACGUUAGCAAAGCAAUUGGCACAAAUAGAAAUAGACCUGAAAACUCGAACAGCUGCCUACAGCACUCUGAAAGGAAACCUGGAGAAUCUGGAAAGGAGAUCCUCGGGAAAUCUCUUCACUCGGACAUUAGUUGAUAUUGUGAACAAAGAAGAUUUUGUGCUGGAUUCAGAGUAUCUCAUCACUCUCCUGGUGAUAGUUCCAAAGCCAAACUAUUCACAGUGGCAAAAAAGAUAUGAAUCUCUCUCAGACAUGGUGGUACCUCGAUCAACCAAAUUGCUUGCUGAAGACGACGAAGGAGGCCUCUUUACAGUCACAAUGUUUCGGAGGGUGAUUGAUGAUUUCAAAGUCAAAGCCAGAGAAAACAAGUUCAUUGUCCGUGAAUUUUUCUAUGAUGAAAAAGAAAUUAAAACUGAAAGGGAAGAGAUGACUAAAUUGCUUUCUGAAAAGAAGCAACAGUAUCAAACUUCACGUGUUGCUCUUAAAAAGGGAUCAUCUACCUUCCCGGAUCACAUGGUUAAGGUAACCCCGAUAGGGAACCCUGGUAGGCCCACUACGGGGCAGAUGGAGAAAGAAAAAGAGAGUGAGGGCGAGGGUGAGGGUCCCCUUUUGCGCUGGCUCAAGGUGAACUUCAGUGAAGCAUUUAUUGCCUGGAUUCACAUAAAGGCUUUGAGAGUAUUUGUUGAAUCUGUGCUAAGGUAUGGACUACCGGUGAAUUUUCAGGCAGUGCUUUUACAACCCCACAAGAAGGCCACAAAACGUUUAAGAGAGGUUCUAAACUCAGUCUUCAAACACCUGGAUGAAGUAGCAGCAGCAAGUAUACUGGAUGCUUCUGUGGAUAUUCCUGGAUUACAACUAAAUAACCAAGAUUAUUUUCCUUAUGUCUACUUUCACAUUGACCUUAGUCUUCUUGACUAGCUUUUUAAGAGUCCAGUGACCCUUGGUAACUCUAGAAAAUAGCCUUAUUUC